Molecule: messenger RNA, 6883 nt
Organism: Vicugna pacos (alpaca)
Lineage: Eukaryota; Metazoa; Chordata; Mammalia; Artiodactyla; Camelidae
Source: RefSeq, a predicted model, not a curated record
GGUCGACAUGUUAAAACAGGUCAACUGGCAGCCAUCAAAGUUAUGGAUGUCACUGAGGAUGAAGAGGAAGAAAUCAAACUGGAGAUAAAUAUGCUGAAGAAAUAUUCUCACCAUAGAAAUAUUGCAACGUAUUACGGUGCUUUCAUUAAAAAGAGCCCCCCAGGACAUGAUGACCAGCUGUGGCUCGUCAUGGAGUUCUGCGGGGCCGGGUCCAUCACUGAUCUCGUGAAGAACACCAAGGGCAACGCGCUCAAGGAGGACUGGAUCGCCUACAUCUCCAGGGAGAUCCUAAGGGGCCUGGCACAUCUCCAUAUCCAUCACGUGAUUCACCGGGACAUCAAGGGCCAGAAUGUGCUGCUGACGGAGAACGCAGAGGUGAAACUUGUCGAUUUUGGGGUGAGUGCUCAGCUGGACAGGACUGUCGGGAGGAGAAACACGUUCAUUGGGACCCCCUACUGGAUGGCUCCCGAGGUCAUCGCCUGCGACGAGAACCCGGAUGCCACCUACGAUUACAGAAGUGACCUGUGGUCUUGUGGCAUCACCGCCAUCGAGAUGGCAGAAGGCGCUCCCCCUCUCUGUGACAUGCAUCCAAUGAGGGCACUGUUUCUCAUCCCCAGAAACCCUCCUCCCCGGCUGAAGUCCAAAAAAUGGUCAAAGAAGUUUUUUAGUUUUAUAGAAGGGUGUCUGGUGAAGAAUUACCUGCAGCGGCCCUCCACUGAGCAGCUUUUGAAACAUCCUUUCAUAAGGGACCAGCCGAAUGAAAGGCAAGUUAGAAUCCAGCUUAAGGACCACAUAGACCGGACCAGAAAGAAGAGGGGAGAGAAAGAUGAGACUGAGUACGAGUACAGCGGGAGUGAGGAGGAGGAGGAGGAGGUGCCGGAGCAGGAGGGGGAGCCCAGCUCCAUCGUCAACGUGCCCGGCGAGUCCACGCUCCGUCGGGACUUCCUGCGGCUGCAGCAGGAGAACAAGGAGCGCUCGGAGGCCCUGCGGAGGCAGCAGCUCCUGCAGGAGCAGCAGCUCCGGGAGCAGGAGGAGUACAAGCGGCAGCUGCUGGCCGAGAGGCAGAAGCGCAUCGAGCAGCAGAAGGAGCAGAGGCGGCGGCUGGAGGAGCAACAAAGGAGAGAGCGGGAGGCCCGGCGGCAGCAGGACCGAGAGCAGCGGCGGCGAGAGCAGGAGGAGAAGAGGCGUCUGGAGGAUGCGGAGCGGAGACGGGCCGAGGAGGAGAAGCGGAGGGUGGAGAGAGAGCAGGAGUAUAUCCGGCGGCAGCUGGAAGAGGAGCAGCGGCACCUGGAACUCCUUCAGCAGCAGCUGCUCCAGGAGCAGGCCGUGCUACUGGUAACGCCCCGCGCGCGUCCCGGGCUGCAGCGGGGGGUCCCCGAGCAGGGUGUGGCCAUGCCGACCACCAGAGCACCGUGGGCAGCGGGCUCACGGGGAGACGUCCCCGUGGCCCACCACGAGCCGGCCGAGCGGGCCCGGGAGGUACAGUGGUCCCACCUGGCGUCUCUCAAGAACAAUGUUUCCCCUGUCUCGCGAUCCCAUUCCUUCAGUGACCCUUCUCCUCCCAAAUUUGCACACCACCAUCUUCGCUCUCAGGACCCAUGUCCACCUUCCCGCAGUGAGGUGCUCAGUCAGAGUUCUGACUCUAAGUCGGAGGUACCUGAGCCCACCCAAAAGGCUUGGUCUAGAUCAGACAGUGACGAGGUGCCUCCAAGGGUCCCUGUGAGAACAACGUCUCGGUCCCCUGUCCUGUCCCGUCGGGACUCGCCGCUGCAGGGCAGUGGGCAGCAGAACAGCCAGGCAGGUCAAAGGAACUCCACCAGCAGCAUCGAGCCCCGGCUGCUGUGGGAGAGAGUGGAGAAGCUGGUGCCCAGGCCCGGCAGCGGCAGCUCCUCGGGGUCCAGCAACUCAGGAUCCCAGCCCGGCUCCCACCCCGGGUCCCAGAGCGGCUCCGGGGAGCGCUUCAGAGUGAGAUCAUCAUCCAAAUCUGAGGGCUCUCCAUCUCAGCGCCUUGAAAAUGCAGCAAAAAAGCCUGAAGACAAAAAAGAAGUUUUCAGGCCUCUCAAGCCUGCUGGCGAAGUGGAUCUGACAGCACUGGCCAAAGAGCUGCGGGCAGUGGAAGACGUGCGGCCACCACACAAGGUGACAGACUACUCCUCCUCCAGCGAGGAGUCGGGGACGACGGAUGAGGAGGACGACGACGUGGAGCAGGAGGGCGUGGAGGAGCCGGGCUCCGGACCGGAGGACCCCCGAGCAGCGUCAUCUCUGAAUUUGAGCAACGGGGAAACGGAGUCCGUGAAAACCAUGAUUGUCCACGACGACGUGGAAAGCGAACCAGCCAUGACCCCGUCCAAGGAGGGCACCCUGAUCGUCCGCCAGAGUACAGUUGACCAAAAGCGCGCCAGCCAUCAUGAGAGCAAUGGCUUUGCCGGUCGCAUUCACCUCUUGCCAGAUCUCUUACAGCAAAGCCAUUCCUCCUCCACUUCCUCCACCUCCUCCUCCCCAUCCUCCAGCCAGCCGACACCCACCAUGUCCCCACAGACACCCCAGGACAAGCUCACUACUAAUGAGACUCAGUCCGCUAGUAGCACACUCCAGAAACACAAAUCUUCCUCCUCCUUUACACCUUUUAUAGACCCCAGAUUACUACAGAUUUCUCCAUCGAGUGGGACUACAGUGACCUCUGUGGUGGGAUUUUCCUGUGAUGGAAUGAGACCAGAGGCCAUAAGGCAAGAUCCUACCCGGAAGGGCUCAGUGGUCAAUGUGAACCCCACCAACACUAGGCCACAGAGCGACACCCCGGAGAUCCGCAAGUACAAGAAGAGAUUUAACUCCGAGAUUCUCUGUGCUGCCCUGUGGGGAGUGAAUUUGUUGGUGGGUACAGAGAGUGGCCUGAUGCUGCUGGACAGAAGUGGCCAAGGGAAGGUGUAUCCUCUGAUCAACAGAAGACGAUUUCAACAGAUGGACGUCCUGGAAGGCUUGAAUGUCUUGGUGACAAUAUCUGGCAAAAAGGAUAAGUUGCGUGUCUACUAUUUGUCCUGGUUAAGAAAUAAAAUACUUCACAACGACCCGGAAGUCGAGAAGAAGCAGGGCUGGACAACCGUGGGGGAUUUGGAAGGAUGUGUGCACUAUAAAGUUGUAAAAUACGAAAGAAUCAAGUUUCUGGUAAUUGCUCUGAAGAGUUCUGUGGAAGUGUAUGCGUGGGCACCCAAGCCAUACCACAAAUUUAUGGCCUUUAAGUCGUUCGGAGAGCUGGUGCAUAAGCCAUUGCUGGUGGAUCUCACUGUGGAGGAAGGCCAGAGGCUGAAAGUGAUCUACGGGUCCUGUGCAGGGUUCCAUGCUGUGGAUGUGGACUCGGGCUCGGUCUAUGACAUUUAUCUACCAACACACAUCCAGUGCAGCAUCAAACCCCACGCGAUCAUCAUCCUCCCCAACACGGACGGCAUGGAGCUCCUGGUGUGCUACGAGGACGAGGGGGUGUACGUGAACACCUAUGGGAGGAUCACCAAGGACGUGGUCCUGCAGUGGGGCGAGAUGCCCACGUCCGUGGCAUACAUUCGAUCCAACCAGACAAUGGGCUGGGGAGAAAAGGCCAUAGAGAUCCGGUCUGUGGAAACUGGCCACUUGGACGGCGUGUUCAUGCAUAAAAGGGCUCAGAGGCUGAAGUUCUUGUGUGAGCGCAAUGACAAGGUGUUCUUCGCCUCCGUCCGGUCCGGGGGCAGCAGCCAGGUUUACUUCAUGACGCUGGGCAGGACCUCUCUUCUGAGCUGGUAGCAGCGGGGCGAGGAGGGCUGCACCGGAGUCUUUGAGAUGGAGAACUUGGAAUUCCUUGCAACUGGAGCUCGGAGCUGCCCGGCUGCCCGGGACGGCGUGUGCACGGACCCCGCCUGGGGGUCUCCCGCCCGCCCACUCGCUCUUACCAGUUUCUCCCUGUUCUCUUCUUUUCCUUUUCAAAAUAAAUCAAGGCUGCAAUGCAGCUGGUGCUGUUGAGACUCACCGUUAGGUGCUAUCAGUGUUGGGAUCGAGCAUCAGACAGAACGCAAACGCCUUUCCUUCAGCUCCAGAAUUCCUUGUCUCGGUGACUCUGUCUUGGGUGAUGCAGGUGGAGACGUGAACAUGCCGGUGGGAGGUUGGCAGGGGGCACAGGAGGUGUUAGGGUGCUCUGACGAGCAGUCUGCGGAAGCCGCGAGCAGAUCUAAUAUAGUAACAGUAACAAUGUAUUUAAUUGACAUUUCUUUUUUGUAAUGUGACGAUAUGUGGACAGAGAAGAGGGUGCAGGUUAAAGAAGUUACUAUUUAUAAAAUGUGAAAGACACAGUUACUAGGAGGACUUUUUUGUGGGUGGGGCUUGGGAGGCGGGGUGGGCGGGUUAGGGUCCCAUUUUCUCGGGAAUUUUUUUUUUGGCCAAGAACUGAGUUUUUCUGUGUACCAAGUUUUGCCUAAAUCGUGCAGAUGAUUCUUUUAAAAAAACAAAAAAAAAAGGAAAAAGAAAGGGUGUGCAUUUGUGUCAUGGCCAGAACCUUGUUGUGUGACAGUAUUAGCACUGCCUCAGUCAAAGGUUUAAUUUCUGUUUAAACCUAGAAGUGUAGCAGCAGUUUCACCACAGUCUGCACUUGCGGAGGGAAAAAAUUUUUUCAACCACUUUUUUUUUUUUUUGCCUACCUCAUUGUUUUUAAUGCAGUAAGAGGUGGUUUUGUUUUUACGUUUUGGGAGGAAAACGUUAAUUUAAUCUUAAUACCAAAACUAUCUAAUUGAAGUUGGACUGUUAAUCUCGUCCCAGGUCUCAGUAGGCACCAGAGACAUUGUCCCUGAAGAUGGGAAACAGCCCUCAGGCUUGUCGUGCUGCGGCGGGCGUCUGCUUUCCGAGUUGAGAGCAGGUGCUCGGUUCCCGCCGGGCUCACCUGCAGUGGUUGCCGGGCGGCCCGGCCCCCAGCACGGGGGCCUGACUGUUCCCAGCCCGGGGCUUGCAGACAGGUGGUCACGUGGGGCAGCCCCGCAAGCUGUCACCAGUGUUGCAGGAACCUUUCCUUGGGGCGGGGAGAUCCCCUUUUCUAAAAAACGCAAUGCACUAAAACUAUUUUAAGAAUGUAGUUAAUACUGCUCAUUCGUGAGGUAGCAUCUCCCUGUGUUUGGGUGUGACAUCGGAGCCCUGGCUUUCCUCGUUCUCUCCCUUGCUUUCUUGUUCUCUCUCUGUUUUUUAAACCAGUUUUACUUUUUGAGUAUGUUCAUGACAUUUGUAAUAAAUGUCUUGGGAAAUAAUUGGCUUCAUGGCUCCUGGUCCAUCUGUUUCCUCUGAGGGCGUCCAUCUCAGUGGAGGAGCCGGGCUCUGCCGUCCGCCUUUCCUCGCGGUGAGUUCCGGUGGAAAUGUUGUUUGCCGAACAAGAGUGUGGGGUUUCCUAGGCAUAAUCCUCCUCCGUGGCAGGUUUUCUUCUAUAACAUGAAAGUGGAGGUUGCCUCCCCCCAGAAAUGCAACAGUCCCUUGCACCUGUUGGCUGUGGCUUGGCCCAGUGCUCUCGGCCCAUUUUGACCCAUCUUUCUCGUCCUCCUGGGUCAGCAUUUUUGCCAAAGGCUCUCCUUGCAGUCACAGAAACUAGUGCCAAGUACAUCCACUCACGGCUGCAGAAGCAGCAGCGGGUUGCUCGGCCCCCCCCCCCCCCCGGGGGGGGGGACGGGCCCGCUGAGAAAGCCCUCCUCCGUUUUGGAAGGACAAGGCGGUGGAAAUGGUUUUCCUGUCUGUGUAACUUUGGAAGUGGCACGGAUGUCCCAAGCAGAAAGAGCUAGUUCUUUUCUACUCAUUUGUACUUAACGUAGAGAAGGUUGGGGAGUUCAUUGCACCCUCGGCAGGGACUUCUGAGAUAGGCCAGACUCUUUGUAAAAAUACUCAACUUCUGAUACCAACGUGGCAGAACUGGAAAGGGUGAGGUCUGAACUGUCCGUGGACUUGAAGCUCGGUGUCUGCCCGUCAGGCUGUGACACAGACCAGGCGAGUGGUGCUCGGCUGGAGGUUCUGGGUCCUCGGGGUGGCCGCCCUUCCAGGUCAAAGCCGUCCUUCCUGGCGCUGUGUUGGCAGUGGGGUUGAACGUAAUGGAACCCGUCACUCGGCUCCCCUGCCUGAGGUCAGAUGGCUCGUCCUGCUGGGGUGGCUUCCUGGGCCGCAGUGUCCCCCUCGGCCCCACAGCCCGGGAAGCCCGAUUGCGUUGCUCUGGCUGGAAGCCGGCACGCAGUUAGGUUUCCCCACGGAGGGCUGUGAGCUGUUGCGGUUUCAUUUUUCUAGAGAAAGGGAUGGUUGGUUUUUUUUUCCCCCUCUAACAGGGUAGUGACUUCACAGAAGUGCCAGGAUGGCAAAAUUACAAAAGAAAAGUAUUAUGAUGACAUCAUUAAAUACGGAGCAUUGAAGGCCAUUCCAGCAGUGCCCUUCAAAGCAGAACCCCAGGGCACCCCUGGGUUCAGUCAGAGCUUUGGUAAUUGGUAUCUUUCUGUAUUUAAGUCAGAGUCUCUCUGUAUCGAGUGCAGCGUUUUUGCUUUUUCUCACGCACAUGUUACGUCAAAGAAAAUGUUUACAAAAAAUGGUUGUUACACUAACGUGCAUUACCUAUUUAUGGUUUAUUUUUAAGUGACUUUUUAUGGGUCAUUUAGGUUGUUGUCUUAGUGGUAGUCCACUUACGGUCAUUGAUAAUCCCUAAUUUUGCCAGUUACGAAUUUGCUGAACAGUCAUGCAGAUGACAAGCCGCACUGAGCUCACUAACCAGGGCUGCAGGGCAGACUGGCGGCAAGAAGCCCCGUAGCCGCCUCUCCCCAGCGCUCCCUUGCCCUCUGUGUGUUGUGAAAAUUACUGUUGUCCCUCUUCUCCCCAUGUCUCUCCUUAAAUAAAGUAAAAAUGACACCUA